AUGAACACCUUGUCCUCCCCAAACCCUGAUAGUCCUGCCACUGCCUCAACUGAUUCUCCCAAUAUGCCACCUCUUGCCUCUGAUGUCUCUGACAACAGUAGCUUUGACCACACUCCCAACCUGCAGCUACUAGCCAAUGUCAGCAACGACAACAUAAUCCAACGUCCCUCCACUAAUGUUAUCCAAUCCUGGCAAUCCAUUUCUUUUGACACCUCCAUCUCUAUCCAAGAUGUUGAUCUCUUGGAACGUGUACUACCCCACUUUCCUGGAGCAUAUGCUGACCUAGUCACUCGACCUCCUAUGGGUGUUCCUAUUGAUGGUAAUCCUGCAUUUGGAUUACAACGGAUCUCAACAACCAUGGCAGAUGUGCUCCGUACCGCUGAACCUGUAGGGAAUUGGAACUCUGCGGACAAGGAAUGGGAGGAGGAUACUUGGGAAUACUUGCUGACAUGA
Messenger RNA from Fibroporia radiculosa, 453 nucleotides. RefSeq lists its product as uncharacterized. Bases 1 to 453 code for a protein of 150 amino acids. The transcript has 2 exons. The record is from RefSeq and is a predicted model, not a curated record. Lineage: Eukaryota; Fungi; Basidiomycota; Agaricomycetes; Polyporales; Fibroporiaceae.